AUGAAUGAAAAACGGACAAGAGUGAUAAAGAUUGUAUCUGGUGAUGGAAUUCGAGUAUGGGUGGAGCAAGGAUGGUUGGAAGGUGAACAAUCGGACCUAGUUACUGGAGACGGCACAUUCUAUAGUUUUAAAGGCAUUCCAUACGUGCAACCUCCUAUUGGAACUCUGAGAUUUAAGGUACCCUCCGUACGGAUCGCGAAGUAUGCACCGCGACCAUACCUCUUCCGUGGACCGGAGUUCUAAUUACAUCAAAGGGAUCUAAUUACAAAUGUCUUAAUUCCUGGCAGUGAAGACUGUUUAUUCAUAAACGUAUACUCGACAGAUUUAAAGCCUCUCAAUCUUAUGCCAGUCGUAGUAUUUAUUCAUGGAGGAGGCUUCAAAAGUGGAUCUGGCAAUGUCGACUCUUACAGCCCUGAUUUUCUUCUUAGAAAGAAUUUGGUUGUAGUCACAUUUAAUUAUAGAUUAGACGCACUCGGCUUCUUGAGUCUCGGUACAGAGGAUGUUCCUGGGAACGCGGGAAUGAAGGACCAAGUUGCAGCUCUGAAGUGGAUGCAAAACAAAGACUAA
Helicoverpa zea (corn earworm) is the source of this 567-nucleotide messenger RNA. RefSeq names its product juvenile hormone esterase-like. Lineage: Eukaryota; Metazoa; Arthropoda; Insecta; Lepidoptera; Noctuidae. The transcript has 3 exons. The record is from RefSeq and is a predicted model, not a curated record.